CGGAUGUCGUUUCUGUGUUUUCUCUCUCAAUUAAGGAGCGAGGAAUGGAAUUUGUGCUGCUGGUGUCUGCUCCUCUUACGUCGCGUACAGUGGACAGGAAGCGUUUGCGUCAAGUUUCCUCGAAGAAUGGGAAUCUCAAGAAGUUUUGGAUGUGCUUAGACCAGAGUUUGCAGGGGAAUCGUGAGUAUUAUGUCAAUAAGCGUAAUGGUUGCAAUUCUGGUUCACAAAUAUAUAGCUCGAGUGGAGAAAGAUUACCUCUGAUCCCCGAAAAAAUUGUUAAAUCAGAAAGUCUCUUGCCUGAUAAUUCCACUUUAUCAGCUUUGCUGCUAUACUAUGCCCGUAAUGGUUUGUUAUCUAAAGCCUCAGAAAUUUGGGAGCAAAUGUUGAACAGUUCAUUUAUGCCCGAUGCUGAAGUAGUUUCUCAAUUGAUCUUUCUCUAUGGUGGCAUGGGAGAUUUUGGUAUGGUUGCAAAAAUUCUGCACCAAAUGCAACUGAAAGAUUCUGCACUAUUACCUGGUAUUUACAGUCUGGCUAUAUCUUGUUUUGGCAAGAGUGGUCAGCUUGACUAUAUGGAAAUUAUGAUUAAGUGGAUGGUUUCAAUGGGAUAUUCUGUGGAUUCCACCAUGGGAAAUGCUUAUUUAUUGUAUUACAGCACUUUUGGUUCCUUAGCUGACGCCGAAUCUGCUUAUGGUCGUCUCAAGAAGUCAAGGAUUCUCAUUGAAGAAGAAGGUAUUAGGGCACUCUCAUUUGCUUAUAUUAAGGAAAACAAGUUUUAUGCUUUAGGUCGUUUUGUGCAUGAUGUAGGUCUUGGUAGGAAAAACGUUGGCAAUCUUCUUUGGAAUCUUUUGCUACUAUCUUAUGCUGCAAAUUUCAAAAUGAAAAGCUUGCAGCGGGAAUUUGUAAGAAUGGUGGAAGCAGGAUUCCAUCCAGAUCUUAGUACAUUUAACAUUAGGUUACUUGCAUUCUCCAGAAUGUCUUUGCUAUGGGAUCUGCACUUGAGCCUCGAACAUAUGAAACAUGAAGCAGUGGUUCCUGAUCUUGUGACUUAUGGUUGUGUAGUUGAUGCAUACAUGGAUAGAAAACUGGGAAAAAAUUUGAAAUUUGCCUUGAGAAAACUCAACUGGAAUGAUUGUGUUUCUGUGUUGACAGAUCCACUCGUCUUCGAAGCUAUGGGAAAAGGGGACUUUCAUUUGAACUCAGAAGUAGUUAUGGAGUAUGUAAAGAAGAAGGAUUGGACCUAUAAAAUGAUAAUUGCUAUCUAUCUUAAAAAGAAGUUUCGGAGUAAUCAGAUCUUUUGGAAUUACUAAUUAAGUAUUGAGGAACUCACAAGUCUCGUUCUGAUCAUCAAUGCAUCUAUUCUUCAGUGCUCGUGUUUUUUGGUGAACAAACAGCUUCUGCUAUACCUAUAUAAAAGCACUGUCUAACCAACAGUUAAAUAUUUGAGAAGAAGUUAUGCCUAUAUUCUUGGCUGCUCAUGCUCUUUACUGGAACAUCAGCUUUUAGUAUUACUUGUUAAGAACUUGCAGAUAAAUGAGCUGCCUGAAUACAUGAAUUUUAUGCUUUGUCAGCUACAUCUUUUGCAGAAAGGUUGGUAACAGAUGAAUGACAAUGCAGUUUUCGUCCACCUCGGAGACCAGACAUGAGAAUCUGAUACUCUGGACUGAAUGUGCACCAGUUGUUGGUUUUGAGGUUUCUUAUGGUCCAAGAUACAAACUUCGGCAUGAUAGGUUAAAGAGAUUAAAGCCAGCUGAAGAGAUGAGGAUGUGUGGAUUAUCCAAUUAGGAGGAGAUUUAGGAAUUGAAGACGUAAAUUUCUGCCUAUUUUUUUUUUUCCCCCCCUGAUAUAUCAUCGUAGAAAUGGGAAAUGAGCAUUUGGUCCCUCAAAUUAGUGUAUAUUUUCAUAGUUGAACAGGGAAAAGUGUUACCUUGUAUAUAAUUGAACUGGACAAACUGUAAUCACCCCUUGUAGGAGAGUACUUAAGGGUUACCUUAUAAUUACAACAGAUUCUUGUAAUCAUAUGUCAAAUUUUUCUGUUACAAACAUGUCAUUGUAUUUGUAAUGGGAAUGCUUAAUUACAAUCA
Sesamum indicum (sesame) is the source of this 2081-nucleotide messenger RNA. Lineage: Eukaryota; Viridiplantae; Streptophyta; Magnoliopsida; Lamiales; Pedaliaceae. The record is from RefSeq and is a predicted model, not a curated record.